Messenger RNA from Anoplopoma fimbria (sablefish), 3562 nucleotides. Its product is annotated as paxillin-like. The coding region runs from base 131 to 1711 and encodes 526 amino acids. The record is from RefSeq and is a predicted model, not a curated record. Gene Ontology annotation, biological process: endothelial cell migration; transforming growth factor beta receptor signaling pathway; substrate adhesion-dependent cell spreading. The transcript is spliced from 11 exons. Lineage: Eukaryota; Metazoa; Chordata; Actinopteri; Perciformes; Anoplopomatidae.
AGAGCUGACCAAACUUCCAGGGCUGCUGCGGACAGCGGGGAAGUUUGGAGAGGAAAAGAAAUCAGACUUCGUGGUGUUGAAAAGCCACCAACACAUCACAACUCAGACAGGCCGAAGCCGGGCAGCCACUAUGGACGACUUAGACGCGUUGCUGGCGGACCUGGAGUCUACUACGUCCCACAUCUCAAAGCGACCUGUGUUCUUGCCUGAAGAGACCCCCUACUCCAUCCCCACUGGAGGACACUCCUACCAGGAUGUGUCAGUCCCACCUCCAGUCCCUCCUCCACCCUCAGCCGAGGCUCUGAACGGGUCCCUGAUAGAUCAGCCGGACUCCCACCACUCCUCUCAGCAGUCGUUAGGUUCAGGCCAGAAGAGCUCAUGGUCCAGGGACAGUAGCAGCUCUCCAUUGUCUCACAUUGAAGAGGACCACGUCUACAGUUUUCCAAACAAACAGAAGUCAGCAGACUCGUCAGCAGCAGCCAUGACCUCUGCCAUGGGCAGUAACCUCUCAGAGCUCGACAGACUGCUGCUGGAACUCAACGCAGUGCAACAGAGCUCCCCUUCAUUUCCCACUACAGAGGAGGCAGCUCCACCUUUACCUUCCUGCAGCAUCACCCACUACGAGAACGGCAACGCCCCCGACAUCAUGGUGAGCCCUCCCCCUCAUGAGAAACCCAAGAGGAACGGAACGAGGCUGGAUGAGGCCCGACCCACCGUGGAGAGUCUGCUGGACGAGCUGGAGGGUUCAGUGCCGUCACCCAGCUCCUCUGCUCACCACAGCGAUUUGGACACACCCUCUCAGCAGCAAGCCAGGAUUUCAGCUUCCUGUGCCACAAGAGAGCUAGACGAGCUGAUGGCCUCUCUGUCUGACUUCAAGAUCAUGGCCCAAGGGAAGGGCGGCGUUCCUGGUGGGGCUCCCACACAGGUCAACAAGCUGGACAACAUGCUUGGUAGCCUUCAGUCUGACCUCAACAAACUGGGUGUUCAGACGGUCGCUAAAGGAGUUUGUGGAGCCUGUUGUAAGCCAAUUGUGGGACAGGUGGUGACUGCUAUGGGCCGCACGUGGCACCCUGAACACUUUGUGUGCACGCACUGUCAAGAGGAGAUAGGCUCCAGGAACUUCUUUGAGCGAGAGGGACAACCGUACUGCGAGACAGAUUACCACAACUUGUUCUCCCCACGGUGCUACUACUGCAACGGCCCCAUACUGGAUAAAGUUGUGACGGCGCUGGAUAGGACUUGGCAUCCUGAACACUUCUUCUGCGCUCAGUGUGGAUCUUUCUUUGGCCCAGAGGGCUUUCAUGAAAAGGAUGGAAAAGCCUUUUGCAGGAAGGAUUACUUUGACAUGUUUGCACCAAAAUGUGGUGGCUGCGCCAGAGCCAUCUUGGAGAACUACAUCUCAGCGCUGAACAGCCUCUGGCAUCCUGAGUGUUUUGUCUGCAGGGAGUGCUUCACCCCGUUUGUGAAUGGAAGUUUCUUUGAGCACGAUGGCCAGCCAUACUGUGAAGUGCACUACCACGAGCACCGUGGCUCCCUCUGCUCUGGCUGUCAGAAGCCCAUCACGGGGCGCUGUAUCACAGCCAUGUCCAAGAAGUUCCACCCGGAGCACUUUGUCUGUGCCUUCUGCCUGAAACAACUCAACAAAGGCACCUUUAAAGAACAAAACGACAAACCCUACUGCCAUGGCUGCUUCGUCAAGCUGUUCAGUUAGGGAGUUAGCGAGAGCAGCUAUGGAUCAGGGCUUAGAUCAGUGUCUAAAGCAUCUUUAGCAUAGGUAGGGUGGGGAUUGGAUUUAUUGUGUUUGUAUCAAAGAAGGCUGUCUGUAUUCUGAUGGUGACCUUGGAAGUGUGUAUGGAUUAAGUAUGUGCAUGUGGUUGAAGCAGCAUACAGUUUCUGCUAAAAUACUUUUAACUUGUCCUUCAGAAACUUGGAAAAAUGUCCCUAUUUUCAGACUGCCAGCUUUGCAUUUUGCAUUAAGGCACAGUAGGAUUUGAGUGGGUCAGUGGCCAAAGUGUGAUGCAGAUAUACUCAAAAGGUGACAUUACAAGGGUUUUAUUCAAACCAACACUGAUGUAUACAAGACUAAGGUUUUUUGGGGGUAUUUUCAACAGGCAAAGAGCUGUAAUUUUCUGUGUUUUCAAAUAUUUUUAGUUUUUAUCGUGUUAGAUGGUGGUGAAAUCUUACUGAACACUGUAGAAAUUCAAGAAAAACUAGGCAUGUUUGACAUUUUUGCUCACUGGUUGAGCAUGUCAUUUUAGAAACCAUAAAAAACGAAACAUAGAAAAUCAGAAACAUAUAGCAGAUGACCUGUUGUUUUUUACAAUUACAAUGUAAACUGUUUUUGCAACUGAGGAGGGUAGAAAGCUUAUUCCCCACAUGAGAUAAAGUUGAAAGAGCAGAUGGAUAAAUCCAUAAUAUCACUGUAGCAUUGACUGGAAAUGGACUGCCUCAGCUAUUUUGUAUGUGUGAAAAAUCAAACAACACAACCACACCUAUUGUUUAGCCAAAGGCAAACUAUGCAUGGAUGAAUAUUUUCACAGUGAUUGUCAAUGCAGAAGUUCAGUAUGUAGUCAUCCACCAGUAGCUGCGGUGUUCCCUCUCAAUCACAGACGUUUGAACAAACUCUGCGUAUUUGUGCUGCCAAAUCAUUCCUUGUAUUUUCACAGAAGAAAUAGAGAAAACAAUCUGGAAAUCAGAUUUUUUUUUACAGUUGUCUCUUACAGUGAAGUGGAAUCACACAAAGAUAUUGGGAGUAUAUUAUGCAUCUCUUAAACUACCAUUACUGUUUCUAGGUACAUCCUGACAAGUUUUUGUAAAUAUCAAAUGCAGCUACAAUGUAAGCAAAACGCUGGCAUGCUCAGCAUGUAUAUGUGUUUAAUAACCACUCAUUUAAAGAAGGAGAGGGCUGGUGAGGAGGCAUAGCAAAGAUAUUUUGAUAUUUUUGGUAUCAUUACUGUAUUGAGAAGCUGAUGAAUGUUCACUAUUUUGAAAUAAUUUGCCUGUGAUAUUCCAAUGACUCUGCAACUGUGGAUUAACAACUUUGUAUUUCUGAUGUAAAAGGCUGUCUGUGCCAUUGUAUCAGUACCAUGUCUAAUAACACUGGCAAAUUCAGCAAAAUACUGGUAACUGGUAACAGGUCAAUAGUCCGCAGUUAUGUUUUCAUGUAUGAGUCCACUGAGAAAUAAUGGCUGUAAAAGUGAGAACCUGGUGGUCGGUUGAUGACUCGUUUCCCCUCAGCAUCUAAGUAGCAUCUACUGUACGACCACCAGGCUGGGUCUCCACAUGGGAUCAUGACAUGCAGCAGAUAUAUCGGGCCUUUCGUCUUUUUCAGGGAAUUCUAGAGCCUUAAAUCUUUUCUCACUCUAUUUAAGAGAUCAUGUAACAGUUGUCUUUUCAAAUCAAUUGAGUAGAGUGUUAUUUAACCAAAGCCAUACCUUUUUAGAGUUGUGUCUGUGUCUUUUUUUUUUCCCUUUUCACUCUGAAUGUCAGUAGUAAUGAAUAGUGCGAUUCCUUGCAUCUUGUCUGAUUAAGCAAAUAAAUUCAGUUUUGUUAUUAAAAAGUA